GCGGCGGCGGCGGCGGCCGCUGCGCGCUGAGGUGUCGGGGCGGGCGGCGGCGGCGGCGGCGGAGGCUGCGCUGCCCGCGGGGGCCGCGGCGGGCGCCGGCCAUGGCCUCCAAGGUGCUGCGGGCCGUGGUGCUGGGCCCCCCCGGCUCGGGCAAGGGCACCGUGUGCGAGCGCAUCGCCCGCAGCUUCGGCCUCCAGCGCCUCUCCAGCGGCCGCGUCCUGCGGGAGAGCCUCCGCGCCGGCGGCGAGGUCGGCGUCCUGGCGAAGCAGUACGUGGAGCGGGGCCUGCUGGUGCCGGACCACGUCAUCACCCGCGUCGUGACGGCCGAGCUGGAGAAGCGGCAGGGCCAGGCCUGGCUCCUCGACGGUUUCCCCCGGACGCUGGGACAAGCCAAGGCGCUGGACCGGAUCUGCGAGCCGGACCUGGUGAUCAGCCUGCACGUGCCGUUCGAGACGCUGAAGGACCGGCUGAGCGCGCGCUGGGUGCACCCGGCCAGCGGCCGAGUCUACAACAUGGACUUCAACCCGCCCCACGUCCACGGCCUGGACGACCUCACGGGCGAGCCGCUGGUGCAGCGCGAGGACGACAGGCCCGAGGCGGUGGCCGCCCGGCUCCGCAAGUACAAAGACGCCGUGAAGCCGGUGAUAGAGCUGUACAGGAGCAGAGGUGUCCUUCACUCGUUCUCGGGGACAGAGACCAAUAAAAUCUGGCCGUACGUUUACGCUCUGCUUUGCCACAGGAUCCCGCCGGUUCACGCCGAAGAGGAAAACUAAACGUUUUGUGCAAAGGACCAAGAAUUAAUGCAACCCCGUAUCCGGUGUCUCAGCACGGUCCCGGGGCUGUGCUCAGAUCGUGCGGUGUCUAGAGUAACUUCCCUGGAUGCACGGGAGAAGAGCUGUGGAAACACGGUUACAGCCGGUGUCAGGAUGAAAAGACCUGCCUUUAAAAGGUCACCUCUGCUAGGAUAAGUGUUUCUCGUUUUCAGGCUACAAAAUAUUUCUGCAUGUGAUCCAAGUGCACUGACCAAUGAGGCAAACCUAGGUAAUGAUUAUAUCGGGUCUGCGUCGCGUGUCGUGAUCUCCCCGCUGCCGCCGCGCGAAGCCCCGUCUCCCUCGGGUCCGUCACGUGCCGCUCCGCUGCCCCGCAGUGCAGCCCGCCCCCGACCGCUCUACACGAUUUGUUUUUUAAAUUAUUUUCUAUUAAAUUUUUCUAUUAAAUUUCUCAGAGAAAUAAAGCUGUAAAAUGCAAGGCUUAGCCCGGUGGGAGCUGGGGAGCAACACGGGAAACCCAGAAUUGUGAAGAUCCCAUUUCCACUGUUAAUAUGCAUAGAGGAGGCAAAAAUUUUGGAGAUAAACUUUAUAUUUGUGCUUUUUCCAUGAAGAGAGACGAGAAAGCUUUUCUACGAAGCUGCUACGUGGUCUAGCUUUGCUGGAACGACGCGACGCCGAUUAGCAGGCGCCGCGUUGCAGAAGAGUUGCACUAGCUUGUGCUCGAGUCGUUUAUCGCUUUUAAUACUAUGGGACAUAGUGGUCAUAUUGUAAUAGUUUCUCCCAAAGGUUUAUUUGAACGUGUUUCUGCAAGCGCCGGCACCCGGGUCUGCGGCUGGUGUCGGGGCCGGCUUUCCCAAACUGGAAGUACUGUAAACCCGUCUGGCGUGGAGGUCGUACCUAAUCCCCGGGGACCUCCUCGAGUCCCCGUGAGUUGCCUUAUUUUGUAGAGUAUAUAUUUAAGAAAAAAGCAAGACGUGUAUUCUUCAGGUUUAAAACAAGCGCUGGAUUUUAGCCUCCGCUGGCGAGAGCGCCCGGCGGAGCUGCUCGCGUUGGCCCGGCUCGCGGGGCUGCACCAGACCGCCGGCGGCUCGGCCGGGGCUGGGAGGGCUGUCGGGGCUUGUGCCGGGCCAGUUGGGUAGCUAAAACCUAUGGGAGAUUUUAUGGUAGCUAAAACAAAACCUAUGGCAGAUUUUAGAUGGGAAGGAUUUUAGAUUUUUUUUUUCCAUGACCUAGAGGAAAGGGCUGGGCUGUUUUUUUAAACGCAAGCCUAGAAAUAGCUGAAAUGCAUGGGAUGUUUUCCUUCUAACGGCGUCAGGCAAGAGGGGAAGAGGUGAUGGGGUUUUCUGCUGUAGAAAAGUGCAUUUUUAGAGACUCUGAAGAUGCGAGGCCCCCGGUACCCCCGAUAUUGCAAAUGGGCUCAGUCAGGAACGUGUCUGAUUUGAUCCAGAAAUAUGCAGCUGCAGCGAUGUGCCCGUGCCGGGGAUGUCUGCUCGAAGCCCUGGGUUUGCACCGCAGCUGUGCUGCUGCGGGCAGUGAGGAAGAGGAGGAGGAGGAAGAUGGUGCUGCCGGGGCGCCGAAACGCAGCGCGAUGCUCCCCUCUGCAGCUCCCUCCUCGGAGCAUCCCAUCGCCGCUCCGCAGGCAUCAAUAAAACCUUCUGCUCCUUCCCA
Dromaius novaehollandiae (emu) is the source of this 2438-nucleotide messenger RNA. It is a transcript of the gene AK4, whose product is annotated as adenylate kinase 4. Gene Ontology annotation, cellular component: cytoplasm; mitochondrion. Gene Ontology annotation, molecular function: AMP kinase activity; nucleoside diphosphate kinase activity; ATP binding. Lineage: Eukaryota; Metazoa; Chordata; Aves; Casuariiformes; Dromaiidae. The transcript is spliced from 5 exons. Bases 102 to 773 code for a protein of 223 amino acids. The record is from RefSeq and is a predicted model, not a curated record. Gene Ontology annotation, biological process: nucleobase-containing compound metabolic process.